Messenger RNA from Nematostella vectensis (starlet sea anemone), 2037 nucleotides. RefSeq lists its product as uncharacterized. The transcript is spliced from 8 exons. Bases 127 to 1386 code for a protein of 419 amino acids. NCBI's taxonomy places the organism in Eukaryota, Metazoa, Cnidaria, Anthozoa, Actiniaria, Edwardsiidae. Gene Ontology annotation, biological process: neurotrophin TRK receptor signaling pathway; negative regulation of protein kinase activity; negative regulation of TOR signaling. The record is from RefSeq and is a predicted model, not a curated record. Gene Ontology annotation, cellular component: cytoplasm.
CAUGAGACCCGCUAAAGUGCGACUUUGGUGUCUUUUAGGUCGUGUGCCAACUAGAGGGAAUUUAUUGUGUUUGCACGAAACUUCCUUAUAGAAUUCCCAUCUUUUGCAAUUGCACAAGCUUCCAAAAUGUCGAAGCUAAAGUGCGAGUGCUUGAACAUUACCGUGCACGUUCAAACAAACGCAUCGCGUGAGACAGAAGGAAAAGACUUCGUGUCCGAAUCUUGCACUAAUGUCUUCUUCGCGGGCAAGUUAUUGGAAGUUGAGCUAGCUGUUGGCGGCAUAAAGAUGGAAGUAGAAAGCCUGAUACGGAGUAACAGAGUUGAGGACUGGGAUGUUUAUAGUUGUCUCAACUGUAGCAUGGAUUGCUAUGCUUUGCACUCUGUAAAAGGUUAUGAUCGUGUCUUGGUGAACAAGAGCUUAGAGAGUGACCCAGAGGUCUUGAGACAGAGAAGCAGUUCAAAGAAUUUCUCCUUGCCAUUCAAGAUCUUACUGCAACAUGAAGCAGAGUCAAGCCAUGAAGGAAAUAAUCUGUUAUUACUUGGUCAGGAUUCUGUGACAGUUGCCAUGGCAAGUGUACAGGAAGCUCUUAAAAAGUAUCUAAAAUCUGAAGAGGCAGCAAUGAAGGAGAGAAUAAGGCAAUAUACUGAGCAACAACAGCAGAACUUUAUGGCUUUGCAGUCCCAGGCGCUGAAGGAUAAAUCUUCUGUUUACAGGGUCAUCAGUAAAGCCCAGGAAAAGACAAUGGAGAGCUCCUUGCACGAAGCAAUGUUUGAGACACCAGAGACAAUUGGAGCAAACAUCUUCCAUUCACCAGGUCACGAAGGUCCCCUGAACCUACUAAAAACACCAAAACAUGUCAACCAAGUUCACAUCACCCAAGUUAACACUGCUAGACCCUUAUUUGAAGUUGGAUCACCGUCAUUGCAAAGUAACAUUCAUCGUGUCAGGAGGAAACCGCCCAGACCUGGACAGAAAAGCGCCAAGCCAGCGACAGCUGAUGCUGACCCCUUGUUUGCACUGGACGGGUUUACAGAUGACUGUGAACCGUUCUUUGAGUCAGAAGAGGAUGAAAUCAGUAGUAGUGACAACAGCUUCCAGAAUGAAGAACCUGCCCUUCCCCGGCAUAUCUACAUACAAAGAAAGAAACCUCAACCAGUUUCCCAAUAUUCCUCGUCAGUACCUAUCUCCAUGCCAACUAUUGUGAGGAAACCCCACUCCUGGGAAGACGAGGAGGAGUUUGCAAUGCCAGAACCAGACAAGAUUGGGGAAUCAAUGAAAGCACUUGCACGAAGUGUCCAGAACAACACGGAGGACAUGUUUGGAGAACUUCCACGCCCAAGACUGUUUACAGAGCCUCGGCUAACAUCCUCUUACUUCUCAAGAUAGCCCAGAGUCAAUACCAUGCACAAACAGACCGAAAACCAUAGAAAGGCUUAGAAGAAAGAUGGCAAAAUUUGUUAUUUUUCUUAAGGCUUAUUUAAAGAUACUAGUCUUGAGGGGGAUUUGUUUUUUUUUUUUAUGCAAUCAUUAGCACCCACAACUAUAUUGCUAUGUACAGCAUGGGAUGAAAGUCAGAAUUUCUAUAGGUGGGUCCAGCGGGCCCUGGCCCUCCUUUCAGAGAGAAAAUCCUUGGAUUGAAAAUAAUUCCAGCCCUGCCUUCCUUAAAAUCCUUGCAUUGUCCACCACUUAUUGGAAUACCAUGAUCUGCCCCUGCACAGUCUUAUGACUUCACAAAGGCUGAAGAGAAACCCUUGUUUAUAAGGCAUUGUUAUGAGGCAUGGGGGCCAAGAGCAAUGGUUAUAGUGUGGCAUGCCUUCAUUUGGACAAAUUGUAUACACUUCAGUUUUGUUUUGUAGUAAUAUUAUUGAAAAGUUUUCAUUCCUCCAUAUAUAUAAAUAAUAUAAACAAAAUUAAAUUAUAUUGCUCAACAUUUGAGCUAGAAAUAUGCAGAUGGUUCUUGUUCACAAACUAGUGUUACUAUUUAUAGACAUAGUACAGAAAGUGUGAGUGUUAUAUCAAUAAAAAAUAUUUACUUUU